UAGUAAAGGUAAACAUUUUCAAAUGCGAAGUCAUGGAGCUGAAAGUGGUUUUAGGAUUACUGGUUUCGCUUUAUCUGCUUAAUUAUGUGCACGGACAGUUAAUUUCUGGCAAUAUUCUUCAGAUUCUACAACGGACCACGGGAUUUUCAAAGUUUGCGCAGCUGGUUGUGCGGGCCAAACUCACCCGUCUGUAUGAAUCGCCCACGUCGAUGACGUUGUUUGCGUUUAACGACACCGCCUUCAAUAGUCUGCCGUACAAAGAACGAAGUGUCAUAGACAGUUACACAGAGAAAGAUCUCGCAGAUUACCUCAAGUUCUGUACCAUCUAUGGUUCCCGGCUCACGUCGAGCGAGAUGAGGGACAAUUUACAAAUGCGAAGUAUGGAUUCCAACGGUGACAAGUUAUUUAUUAAUCGUAAACGAAACGUGUACUCAAAUCCCUCGGGAAGCUUUGGUCCUGUCAAGUUUUAUGUUAAUGGCAUCGAAAUUUCUGAGGGAACAAAUCGUGAUAUUGCAGCCACUAAUGGGGUUGUUCACGGUCUGAAUGGGGUCAUGAGAAAGACGAGUCAAAAAACGGCGUAUGGGUGGAUCCAGGUCCCGCAGGACUCUACACAGCGGUUUCAGCAGUUCACGGACCUGAUGAGUUACUUAUACGUAUUGGACAACAUUAACGACUUAUCGUCCCCAGACAAAAUCACCACCUUCUUUGUUCCCAACGACAACGCCAUGCAGAAGAUCCCCUUACAACAGCUCAAUAAACUCCGGAACGACCCAGUGGAGCUACAGAGGAUUCUACAAGCUCAUUACAUUCCUAGCCGAGCCAUGUUCACCAACUGUGUCUCCCAUAACGAGGGAGCCCAGAAUGCUAAAGGUCAACCCGUGACCUUCAGGAAACCUUCUGGAUACAAUGUGUACGUCAACAGUGACGGAGUGAGUGCGGCCAUCAUUGAAGGUAACAUCACGGUGUCGAACGGAGUGGUGCACGUGGUGGAUCAGCUGCUCGGAUUCGUUUACAACAACAUCCGGGAACAGAUCCAACAGGAGGGAUCAAAAUUUGAACAGUUGAUAAAUCUGGGUACGGAGACCGUGAAGAAUUCCCUGGUCCAGCCGUCCGGAGUGACCGUAUUUGUUCCGCUGGACACUGCCUUCCAGAAAGUCGCGAACAUCCGCUGGGCUAAUCUCAACAGUAACCAGACUCUGGUGGACAUGGUCUUGAGACUGCACAUUCUGGAACCAAACAAUCAGAUAAUCAUUUCAUCAUUGCCGGGCAUGAGUGGAUACGAGAGUCGGCAAUACAGACGAACCAUGUAUAGCAACGAGAGAGUGACGAUUUAUAAUGAGAGAAACGAAACCUGGGUACAGGGAGGGAACGUGAAGGCCCGAGUCAUCCGGCCGGACAUAAAGACAGUUAAUGGCAUGGUACAUAUCAUCGACUCAGUGCUGGGUAUUCCCUACCUGGAUCUUCCCAUGCUGAUCUGUCACGAUGUCUGGUUACUGAGGACCUAUGACUAUAUGAGACGAGUUGGACUGAAGAACUAUUUGACAGAUCGGAGAUUCACAGCCGAGAAGUGCAGCUUCGAGAUUUAUGGAUAUCCUCCAAAUUACGGAUCAGCGGCCACAUCCAACCAGGGGACGACAUGCCCCACAUAUUGUGGACAGGCCCAAUAUCAGAACCAGUAUCCGUGUAAUUCGGCCCAAUGUCAGUCUAACUCCAUGCAGUGUCCAGCCUUUUGCUCCCAGUCACAGUACCAAAAUCAGUCUCCGUGUAACACGGCCCAAUGUAUCAACUCCAACAACAACAACGGCGGCGGAACAUCUACUUGUCCCACGUACUGCACCAACUCCCAGUAUGCCAAUCAAUACCCGUGUAACUCGGCGGUGUGCACGUCUGGAGUGAACUGCCCCGCCUAUUGUUCGCAGGCACAGUAUGCUAACUCCCAACAAUGCUUGAGCUGUAAUGGUGGAUCCACCAACCAAUGUCCGUCUCAAUACAUCAGCUACUGCAGCAACCCAGCCAACUCCAACAACAGCCCGUGCAAUUCCUACCCGUGCAACAUGCUUAAUAAUUUGAACACUGGGUCUCAGAGCUCGUCCCACGACCUCGGGUAUUGUGGCACUACAACGGUGGCGUGUGACUUCACGGUCUUCGUUCCAAAUUCCAGCGCCAUUGAUUAUUUUUCUGUGUCACUGAAUGGCUACAAAGUAAUGAGGGACACACCCAGGUUUCAGUGGCUGUUUAAGAGACUCGUCACUCCAGGCCGUAUCUACAUAGAAAAACUCAGCAACGGGAACCACCAGAUGAAAAUGUUGAAUGGAGAGUUAGUCAGUCUCACCAAAACAAACGACAGAGAUGUCAGGAUAUAUUUCGGUGGAGCCUCGGCAAACGUAAUACACAUGGAUGAAGGGGCCACUAACGGGGUCAUUCACAUCGUUGACCAGCUGUUGUUUGUAAAUGAGGAUCUAACGAGAGACGUUUCGUCAGUGGGUCACACGACAGUUACGCUGUGGUUAGUUUUAGGAACAUUACUUCUCACACGGAUUGUAAGCAAAGCGAGAUGAUUUGUUACAAUAAUUUUGUUUCUAUGGAAACCAUCAUCCACAUGUGUUUUAUAUUCAAUUUUUAAUGUGUACAUAGCAGAAUAUUGUUAUAAUUAUGUAUUAUAUACAUUUUGUAUUAUCUUUUUUUCACUGAUCUUGUUUUAUGAUCAAAAUCUUAUUUUGUUGGAUAACGCCAUAUUCGGUGUUGGUGGCUUUCGUCCACAGACCUGGCAUAAAUGAAUGCUAUUCAUACAUCAUGUUGACCUGUAUGGAUUGGCAAUCAUACAUCAUAUUGACCUGUAUGGAUUGGCAAUCAUACAUCAUAUUGACCUGUAUGGAUUGGCAAUCAUACAUGUUGAGUGGAGGUUUUUUUUUGUCUGGUCUUUUUUCUUGGACAUAAAAUCAAAAGUGAUUGUGACUGACUUAAUCAGUAGUGUGACUUGUAAGAUGAUGAUUAACUGAUAAAAAAAUCUUACACAAAAUACAUGUAAGUGUGGGAUCUGAAAAACGAUUUCACUGAACAGAGAGAUGUAUAGAAUUCCUGAUGGUUUUUUUUUCAACUUUCGUGCUCAAAUUAAGGUCCAAAUUUCCAUUAGAAGGUCUAGUUGGCUAAAUAGUCAAUAACGGGAAAUGCAAAGACAUUCCCUAAAAUUUCAUGAUAGAAUCAAUGUUCAACAAAAAUUGUGGAAUUAAACAAAGCUCUUAGUGGCAUGUAAUCCAGUUAGACAUUCUCUUAUUGUAUAAAAAUCCCACAAAUCUGUAGAGAUCUAUAACACAUAUAUAUGUAUAUCAUAUGUUAUUGUCUCAGAAAGCUAUAGUAUAUUAUUUGGAGAACUAGUCAAGAGAAUAAACAAGCGUGAAAAUGUAUUCCAGGAAAUAACCAACUAUAAAUGAUUUAGCAGUUAUUCAAUGUGUAAGUAAUGUUUAAGUAACUUUGCAGCAUUUACGUUACAUUACUCACACCUUCACAUUCCAUUAUGUUCCCAUUUUUCACAUUGAAAAUUACUCCAAUUUGGAAUCUGUGAUAUGAAUCUUCCAUGUGAAUUUUUUACGUCCAACAUCUGUUCUAUGGUCUUGUCAUUUGAAGUAUUUUUUUAAAUCGUACGAUAUGAAUCCGUGUAGUUUUUGACUUCUUCAUUUUUUCUUCCGUUGUGACGUAAUUUUCCUUUGUUUUAAUUGCCACAAUUAACUGAUGUGUCAUUUUAAUGCCAUAUGUAUAUAAAUGUAUGAUUGUGUGAUGUUUGAGUCAUUUUUUUCGCUAUUCAUUUUGUGAAUGGUCGUUGUGACUGGUGUUUAAUGAAUAGAAUUAUUUUUUUUAUUAUGAAGUUUUUAAGUUUGUUGAAUUGAUAGUAUGUGCUAUUUCAUAAUGUAUUAUAUAUUGCAUCUUUAUAUCAUUCAUCAUGAUCCGAGAUCGCGUAUUUUUAAAAAUGCAUACACUGUGAAGAUGAUGAUGGUGACACAUUCAAUUGUACAGGAAGACGACCGACUGCGACCUUUUAUUCUGAGAUGAAAUAACACAGAGUUUGUUUGAGGAAAUCUAGAAUGUCGGCUCUGUAAACCGCAAAAAGAGAUUUCAAAAAGGAUAGAAUUGAAUGAUUUUUAAAUGAAAUAUUCUUCUUUUUUAAAUAAUAUAACAGUGCCAUAUAUUGUACAUUGCUUUUUAUAUUUUUAAUAAAAAGGCUUUAUGUAUUUAAAAAUGUUUAGCUAGAAGUUUAUCAUUAUCCAUGUUAUAAACAUGAUUAAGUUAAUUAAGUUUGAGGUGCACAUUUUUUUCUCAAGCAGACACAUGUAGGUAUAAUGAAGGACUGAGUUUGUUAAUGAUGACUUCCUACAGUGAAACCUGUCUAAUCCGACAUGCAUGAAGAGAGACAUUUUGUUGUUGGAAUACACAAUGUGUUGGAAUAAACUGUACAGUGUCAAAAGCAAUGACAAUAUGAAACUCAGAAUGAAAGUAAGGGUCGCACUGCCCAGUGAAAUGAAUUACACAGGUGUCUGAUUAAGCAGUUUUUACAGUACCUAUACACAUUGAAUGAGUACAGGUAAUUUUUCUCUACAGGUGUCAGAUUAUACAGUUUUUACUGUACCUAUACACAUUGAAUGAGUACAGAUAAUUUUUCUCUACAGGUGUCAGAUUAUACAGUUUUUACUGUACCUAUACACAUUGAAUGAGUACAGGUAAUUUUUCUCUACAGGUGUCAGAUUAAGCAGUUUUUACUGUACCUAUACACAUUGAAUGAGUACAGGUAUUUUUUCUCAUCCUCUAUAUUCAUUCCCCUAGCUUUAGAAUUCAUAUCGAUAAUUUGUAUUAAUCAUGAUUGUACAUUGCAUGCUUGGUGUGGAUGGAAGAAGUGAAUAUCAGCAUUUCAUUUUCAUUACUUCUAAUUGUUGAACUUAUUCACGAAAGACUGACACGAUGUUGUAUAAAAGAAUGUAAAGGGUCUCUCUACUUUGUAUACUAAUUAAUGAGGGGGUGGGGGUUGUAUUAUUUUUACAACAAAUCCUAACCUUUAAACCAACCCGCACACUUUGAGGAAAUAUUUAAAUUACAGAGAUUUUUUAUCUGUAGGAAUCGAGGGUAUGCAGAUAUCCACAAACUAUCCUGAAUCUGGGCAUUAGAGGGCAUUUUUUAAUUGAAUAUAACAAUUUUUUGGCAAUUGAUUCUUUGUAGUAUAAUGUAUAAUUGCUUUUAACUUUUGGUAUAUUGCAUUCUGAUCACAAAGUGCUAAUUUAUUCAAACUGCUGAUGUUGAUUAAAUGUGGAUUAUUGACCUUGCGAUUUUUGACUGAAGUGUGAGUGCAUUUUCUACAGUGAAACCUGUCUAUUCCGGACACCAGAAAAAGACUACGAUAACACACCAUUCCUAUUACAGGAGGGGGGGUGUUUAAUGAUAGAAUUUAAAAAUUUAGAAUCCACUAAAUGUUUAUAACUGUUUACACAGAAUUUUGGAUUGCACAGUUUCCUGAUUUGACUUGAUUCCCUGUAGAUAUACAGCCAUUAAUUGAAUUAAUAUAUCGCUAUCCUGAUUUAGCAAUAUUAUCUGGACAAGUCCAUGUGUUAUACUAGAAAUUUUACUUAAAUUACCAUAGGCUUCCAUGUAGUUUAUAAUUAAUGCAUAAUUGUGUAUAAUUUCGUAAUUCAAUUAUUCAAAGAAAUUUUAUAAUCAUUACAUGGGUUUUUUCAGAAGUUUGGAGAUAUCUUUUGAGUUAGAUAUGCAUGAGUUUUUAUAGCCUUAUUGAUCAUUGAGGCUUUUGAAUUUUGUGCACAUUUUGAACUUUGACAAAUUGUUAUAUUAUGAAUGCAAGAUAAAGAGGAAAAAAUGAAAAAUUCUCUGAAUUACAUGUAAUAAAAUGAUUGAACCAUUUUUUUGUGUUGAAAAUGAUUCAUUAAUGCUGUCCGAGUUGCCAUCGAUAUACUCUUGUAGAAAAAAAAAAUAAAUUAUGAAAAAACCUGAAA
Molecule: messenger RNA, 5990 nt
Organism: Ostrea edulis (European flat oyster)
Lineage: Eukaryota; Metazoa; Mollusca; Bivalvia; Ostreida; Ostreidae
Exons: 13
Coding region: 33-2558 (841 amino acids)
Biological process (GO): extracellular matrix organization; cell adhesion
Cellular component (GO): extracellular matrix
Molecular function (GO): cell adhesion molecule binding
Source: RefSeq, a predicted model, not a curated record